Messenger RNA from Planococcus citri (citrus mealybug), 1019 nucleotides. RefSeq lists its product as uncharacterized. The record is from RefSeq and is a predicted model, not a curated record. The transcript is spliced from 7 exons. The coding region runs from base 173 to 955 and encodes 260 amino acids. NCBI's taxonomy places the organism in Eukaryota, Metazoa, Arthropoda, Insecta, Hemiptera, Pseudococcidae.
UGUUCAAUUGGUAUAAUUCGUUUGAAUAUUUAAUUUCACGAUUUUAUACUCAAUAAAAGAGAUGUUUUCCGGGAUCGAAUUCAGUAUUACGAAUUGUUUUCCUAUCGGAAAAGUCGACUGGUUCGAGUUGUAUCAAAGUGUAGUAGGCAUUGUGUAAUUUACAGACGGCAAAAUGAAAAGAUUCGCGUUAUUCGCCGGCGUUUUAGUUUUAACGGUAUGGAUGCUCGAUGCAAUUCCAGUAGAUUCCGAUUCCUCCGAGUCGGGCAGCGGUGAGUCGGACGAAGACUGGCCGGCACAAGAGCAAUGUCCGGGAGUGAAAGCUUUGAAGUUUAAACCGACUAAUUUACCCACUACAGCUGCGUUUAAAUUAUACGUAGGCAGAAUUAUGACAUCACCAUACACACCGGUAGAAGAUCCCACUGGCCCGAAUAAUUUAUGCAGUCCUUUGAGUUACGUGAUUGAUUCUUGCCAAGGAACUGAAAUUUACGUAAAAAUAAACUCAGAUGGUAGUAAAGUUGUAAAAAUGGCUGCCUAUAACAAAAUAACCAAUAAUGCGGCAUGUUAUACGCAAACAGCUGAACAGCAAGAACCAAAAUACCAUAUUUUCAAAGCCAAAGUUAACCAAAUGGCUCUUAUCGACGAUAAAGGAGAAAUUCACGAAGUUCCAACUAUUCCUGGAGAGGUCUUGAAACUUGAAGAAACCAUGAUAACUACUUUGAAAUAUGGAAAAGAUUUAGCUUAUGCCAUUUACUCAUCUUGCUUGAAGAAUGCUGUCUGGGUUGCCUAUGCUGAACGAGUAGUGAAAGAAAACUUAAUCGAUAGCCUGAAAGCAGAAGUUGAUCAAGCAUUGACGGAUCUUGGAUUUGAGCCAUCUAAAUUCGUAGAUGUACCAACUUCGAUACCGAUUAAUCUCGAUAAAUGUUUCGUUGAAGCUACAGUUCCGGUAGCUGUUUGAUUAUAAGUACAUGUAGAUGAUUCGACGAAUGUAUUUUGACCGAAUAAAGCAUUUUCAAUGACGA